Molecule: messenger RNA, 786 nt
Organism: Aspergillus piperis CBS 112811
Lineage: Eukaryota; Fungi; Ascomycota; Eurotiomycetes; Eurotiales; Aspergillaceae
Exons: 1
Coding region: 1-786 (261 amino acids)
Source: RefSeq, a predicted model, not a curated record
AUGAAGGUUUCCAUCGUCCUUGUGCCCCUCCUUGCCGGGCUCGGAAUGGCAGGCCCCAUGCGCAAGAGAGACGAGCAUGUUGCUGGUGUUACAGAUGUUGCGAACAGCAUCAAUGGCGCUAAGAGCAUCGACAGCAUUGACAGCAUCAAUGUUGCUCGCAGUAUUGAUGCUACGGACAGCAUCAACAGUAUUGACAGCAUCGACAGCAUUAAGCGCAGGAGUAUCGACAGCAUUGACAGCAUCAACGGAGCAAAGGUUACCGACAGCAUCAAUGGUGCCAAGAGCAUCGACAGUAUUGACAGCAUCAAUCGUGCUCGCAGUAUCGACGUUGCGGACAGCAUUGAUAGCAUCAACAGUAUCAAUGGAAGAAGUAUUGACAGUAUCAACGCUGCCAACAGUAUUGAUAGCAUUGACAGUAUCAACGGAAGAAGUAUUGACAGUAUCAAUGCUGCCAACAGUAUCGAUAGCAUUGACAGCAUCAACGGAGUAAAGGUUACCGACAGCAUCAAUGGUGCCAAGAGCAUCAACAGCAUCGACAGCAUCAAUCGUGCUCGCAGUAUCGACGUUACGGACAGCAUUGAUAGCAUCAACAGUAUCAAUGGAAGAAGCAUCGACAGUAUCAACGCUGCCAACAGUAUUGAUAGUAUUGAUAGCAUCGACAGCAUCAACAGUAUCAAUGGAAGAAGCAUCGACAGUAUCAACGCUGCCAACAGUAUCGAUAGCAUUGAUAGCAUCGACAGCAUCAACGGUGCUAAGGUUGCUGACGCUGCCGACGGUGCCAACUAA